UCGCUUCCGCCACCAGUGGUCACCAGUUGCCGCUCACCAUGCUCACCUGGCUGCUGCUGCUUGUCUGCGCGCUGGCCCGACCUCGGGUCGUCAGCGCACAGGACAGCCUGUACCCCGGCGGCUGUCGCAUCGUCGGCGACGACGAUCAGGGCGUCAACGUCACGUGCACGUGCGGCCAGUCGGUGCAGCAGAAGGUGGAUUCGAGCCUCAUUAACCACCUGACGAUCCUCGGUUGCACCGACAACGAUCAGCUCACCUCUGACGUGAUCACCGUCUCCUUCGCAUUGCUGGAAAGGAUGCCGGCCGACAGCGACUUCGUGCUGGUGCGCGUGCGCUCCGUCAACAUAUCGGGAGUGCAGCUGGAGCUGUCGCCGGCGCCGGUCAGUAGGCUGCCGACCGGCCACCCGCUGGAGCGGCUGCACGUGGAGUACUCGAGGAUGCCCAGGGGCCUGCGAAGCAGCGCGCUGAGGACCCUGCCGCGCCUCAGCCACGUGUCCCUGCUCGGCGUGUCGGCGACGACGUUCUACUCGGCCGCGCUGUAUGACCUGCCGAGCCUGCGCUGGCUGACCAUCGCCGACUGCGAGAUCGGCUUCAUCCGGGUUAAUGCCGUGUCGCGCACGCCUCAGCUGCGCCACCUACGGAUCGUCAGAUCGCAGAUGCACACCGUGCAGGGCGGCGCCAUCGUGGUGGACGCCGACGAGGAGGGCAUGGACAGCAGCUGCGAUGCGCUGCCGCUCGACAGUCACGCCGUCGCCUCGUUUGUCUUUGCCAACAACUCCGUCACGACAAUCGCGCUGAACGCCAUUCGCGUCGGUCCGGUACAGCGCUUCGUGGCAUCCGGCAACAACCUCCGAGAGCUCUACCCGGGCGCCUUCAACAUCACCCUGCGCGCCGCCUGCGCCAACCAGCUGCAGUUCACCGAUAACCAGCUGGAGGAUGUACGCAGCGAGGCGCUCUUCGUCAACAACGAGGCCGACGAGCCCGCCUUGAUCACGUUGGGCGGCAACGUGGGGACCAUCGCGCCCCUGUCGCCAAGCUUCCUGGGGCUGCGCGGUCCGUUCGAGCCCAGUGCAGACGGUGGCGAGGUGCCCGACGUGUACGAAUGCAGCUGUUGCGACUGCCAGGCCACCCAGGAACUGGUGGCAUUGGCGCUCGACGACGCGUCGGACCCGCUGUUGCGCAGCCUGUUCAGCGACGCUCUGCGCUCUGCCGAGUGCCUGGGCGAUAAGGGGUCGUUCCUGGCGUUCGCCGACGGCUGCGCCCCGGAGAGAGGGCUCGGAAGGAAGCUCGGACUGUGUCACAGCUUGCCGCUAGGUGGCCGGAGGCAGGACGACCUCCGUGUGCGGGCUGAGUACAGUGUCAAGCGCCUGGGCACGGCCGUAGAGCAUGCUGUCUAG
This is a messenger RNA of Pollicipes pollicipes, 1397 nucleotides long. RefSeq lists its product as uncharacterized. Bases 39 to 1397 code for a protein of 452 amino acids. The record is from RefSeq and is a predicted model, not a curated record. Lineage: Eukaryota; Metazoa; Arthropoda; Thecostraca; Pollicipedomorpha; Pollicipedidae. The transcript is spliced from 3 exons.